AGUUCGUAACGGAGAUCUCGAGCGCUUCAGACAAAAGCGCACGAGCAUCCGACUAUUGCUCAUUUCUGUUAAAAAUCUAUUACAAAUCUGUUACCAUUCCCAGAGAAUUAUCGGAUCGAUUAAUAGUAUUUUUUUUCUGAUUUAAAGCUGGAUUUGAUGGCGAGCUGAGCUGAUUUGCUGUGCUGAAGAAUAGAGGCUCUCUCUGGAUGUGUUUCAGAAACAAAAGACCUCACUGGAUGCCCGACCAUUGUUAUUAAUAUCAGGAAAACUGUGUAAAGAACUUUCACCCCCUCCAUCAGGAUUUUGAGUUGGAGUCGGGAUAUUGAACAGAAGUCUGUGGUAUGUCAGCAAUAAAGACAGAAGAUGCGGCCAAUGGCAAGAGUGCUGCUAAUGGAGGAGUCGUCGUGUAUGAAGAGGGCGGAGUUACGGUCCUUAGGCCUACAGACCUGUCAGAGAUGUUGGCAGCAGGAACUAAAGAAGUUCACGAAAAGGCGGAAAACACACAGUUUGUCAAAGAUUUUUUGAGGGGACGAAUCCGCAAGGAGCUUUUUAAGCUUGGCCACGUGGCUUUAUACUUCACGUACUCCGCCAUGGAAGAAGAAAUCGAAAGAAAUAAAGAUCACCCUCGGUUCGCUCCGCUCUACUUCCCUAAUGAACUCCACCGGCGUGAUGCUCUGGCGCAGGAUCUGGAGUAUUUCUAUGGUGAAGAUUGGCAAAACCAGAUCAGCUGCUCUCCGGCCACUCAACUCUACGUGGACCGUAUACACCAGAUCGGCCGGGAUGACCCUGUGCUUUUAGUGGCUCACGCUUACACCCGCUACAUGGGCGACCUGUCGGGUGGUCAGGUCCUGAGGAAGGUGGCCCAGCGUGCUAUGAAGCUGCCAACAACGGGAGAAGGGCUGAACUUCUAUGAGUUUGAUGGUAUUCAUAGCGCCAAGGCCUUUAAACAGCUGUAUCGCAGCCGGAUGAAUGAGCUGGAGCUCGACAUGGACACCAAAGAGAAGAUCGUGGAGGAAGCUAACCGAGCCUUUUACUUCAAUAUGGAGGUUUUUGGAGAAUUGGAGGAAGUAGGAAAGACUCUUCAGGAUGAUGUUUUGGAUCCAGCUCCAGUUCAUGGUGACAUGCAGGAAGAUAACAGCCAGUGCCCUUACCACGCUGCCAAAAAGGCUGCCAGCGGAGGAUCUACGUAUAUUUGCCAGAUGGCCAUGAUCGUGCUUAAAAAACCCUCCGCUCAAGUCCUGUUGGCUGCCUGGAUUGCUGCCUUAGCUGGAUUGGCUGCUUGGUACAUCAUGUGACUUCUUGUGACCCAACGAGAGGAGGCAGUGGUCAUAUGUUAAAUAAUUCGCGCUUUAAAAUUGCGACGCAUUCCACACCUUGAACCCUUGAAACAUUUUCCACUUGGUGUGAACCAUUUGCCCUUUUGUCCUCGGGUAAAUGUAUCCUAACUUAUGAAAAUACACUCUUUAAAAGCAGGAUCUCAUAGGUUAGCAUGUUAUUGUGACAGUCAGUGUUUAUGAAAUAUGGAGUUAAUGGUUGAGAGCUGCAGAAAAGGGCGGGAUGUUUUUUUUUGUUUUGUUUUUUGUGGAAGAAUUUUAUCAUAGAAUUAUUAUUUAAUGCAAGAAGUCUUAAGCCUGAAGCAUACUCCACGCAAAUACGUAAACGCAAAUGCGUCUAGCUAACCAAGCUUGAUUUCACAUGUCAUUUCGGUUUGAAAUGUGUCCGAACGCUAUUCGAAUGCGACACAAUCAUCAGUGUUGCCACAAGGGGGUGCUAUAAUAGGAAUUAGUGCAUAAAGUUAUUUUAUUAAUAAAAUUGCCACUUCAUUUAGUGCUUAAUUUAUACAGUUAAUUAUUACGUUUUUCAGGUUCACUGCUGUCAUGACGGAGCAACAGUUUAAAGAGAAUCUUGCUGAGAAAGUUAAAGUUACAUACAUUUAUUAAAUGUAACAUGACAGUAAAAUGUGAUGUAAUCUCUUUAGUAAUCCAAAUACUGUUUGAAAGUAACUGUAUUCUAAUUACAACCAUUUAAAAUGUAACUGUAGUGGAAUACUGUUACUAGUAUUUUGUAUUUUAAAUACGUAACACCGUUACAUGUAAUCCGACACUCCUUAAAAUUAACAUCUGGUUUAAUGGCACAGAUAUUGAAAGGAAACUCAUCUCCCGCUUAGGGACUGAGAUUUGUAGUCGCCAUGGUAAUGCAAGAGCGCACGUUAACGGUAUACAACAGGACUGCACGCGUGCAACUAUAUGCUUUCCUAAAGGUAUAGGUGAUACUACAGGAAGCACUUGGUUGCACGGUCCCAUUUUAAAAGAAGCGCAGUGCAUCUGCUGUUCGGACUACUGAAAUGCCUGUUCACUUAAUUUGCCGGUGAAACAGUUAAUGAAGAAAAGCCUUUAUGAAAAGGUUUUGAAUGUGGAAGAAAGAAGAAUUGCACAUUGAAUAUAUUGAACUAUCACAUCUUGAUUUUAGCACAAUAUUUCUGUCAUUUAGCUUCAUGGAUUACCAGUUAUAUGAACCAGUUUGAGCUGUUUUUACUCUACCGAUAUUGGCUUUAACUGAUGGCGAUACCGAUAUCUAGAGAACCGGAUUAGGCCAAUAGUUGCCUAUAUUUAUAAUACAAUUUACAGACAAAUUUUGAUGGACAUAAAUGUGCUUAAUUUAAAUUAACAACUUAUUUUACGCAAUACUGACUCAAAAGCCGUGGCGAUGUAAAAUGUCAUCAUGGACUGAUUUUACUGAUAUACAUCGAUCAGCCAAAACUUUAAAACCACCUGCCUAAUAUUGUGCAGGUCCCCCUCGUGCCACCAAAACAGUGCCAACACACAUUUCAGAACAGCAGUCUGAGAUUAUAUUCUUCUCGCCACAAUUGUACAGAGGGGUUAUCUGAGUUACCGUAGUGUGUAACUCCCUCACUGGAUGUUUUUUUGUUUUUGGCACCAUUCAGAGAAAAUUCUAGAGACUGUUGUGUGUGCAAAUCCCAACAAUCAUGCCAUGCGAUCAUCUAAUCAGCCAAUCGAGUGGCUGCAGUGCAUAUAAUCAUGCAGAUACGGGUCAGGAGCUUCAGCUAAUGUUCACAUCAACCAUCAGAAUGGGGGAACACAUUUGAUCUCCGCGAUUUGGACCGUGACAUGAAUGCUAUUGUGAGAUGCGGGUUGGCGCGGUUUUGGCCACAACAUUAAAACCACCUGCCUAAAAUUGUGCAGGUCCCCCUCGUGCCACCAAAACAGUGCCAACACACAUCUCAGAACAGCAGUCUGAGAUUAUAUUCUUCUCGCCACAAUUGUACAGAGGGGUUAUCUGAGUUACUGGGUAACUUCUAGAGACUGUUGUGUGUGAAAACCCCAGAAAUACUCAAACCAGCCCGUCUGGCACCAACAAUCAUCCAAUCGUGUGUCAGGAGUGUAAUCUAUAAAAUCAUGCAGAUGCAGGUCAGGAGCUUCAGUUAAUGUUCACAUCAACCAUCAGAAUGGGGGAAAAUAUUUGAUCUCCGCGAUUUGGACCGUGACAUGGGCUGGUUUAUCUCUGAAUGCUAAUCUGAGAUGCAGGUUUGUGCGGUUUUGGCGGCACGAGGGGGACCUACACAAUUUUAGGCAGGUGGUUUUAAUGUUGUGGCUCAUCGGUGUACAUAUAAUACAAAUUAAAAAAAAAAACACAUACAGUAUUUUACUCCUUAUUUACUUGAAAUUCAGUACAAAUAUAUUUGAAAAUGUGUGUAAUGUGUUGACAAGUACCGACUAAGGCACACUUAUUGGGCUGAUGCCGAUUAUCCCAAAAUGACCAAAAAACGUCCGAUUAAUCAGAAUGACCGAUACUUCCGUCUAUAAUUAGUUUCACCAGGGUUCACCCUCUUACAGGGCCUGUUCAACAAUCAUUGGACAUGUAUGAGUGUUUCAAUGGGAUUCAAUCAAGGGAACACAGAAUUCGUGGAACUGCACUGCAAAAAAUAACUUAAUCGCUAUUUUUGUCUGAUAUAUUUAUUUCAGUUGCACAACAUUGCAAAGCUAUUAAGACUAGAUUUAAGGGAAGAUAUUGUUUGUUUUUUAAGCAUUUUAUUUUCUUGUUUAAAGCACAAAUACAAAAUACAGUGAGGUUUUUUUUAGGUUUAUGCGUAAUAAAAUUCACUCAAGAUAUAUUCCCUGUAAACAAGCUUUAGUAUCUUAAAUAAUUUAGUUUUUUAAUUAAACAAGCGUAUAUUGUUUCAAUGAUGAAACAAUAUACGCUUGUUUAAUUAAACAGUAUUGGAGAACAAGAAAAACAGUGAUUUAUAUAUGAAUUAGUUUGUUUGUCUUGUUUUGUUUGGCUGUGUAUAUUCACUAGUUACUAUAGCUAGCAUUUAGGCUAGUCAAGCAAGAGUAACACCGAACGCCACAGCAUGUGCAAUGUUCCCCAAAGCACUGUGAGAUGAUGCAUUGGGACCAUGUGUGUGUGAUUUACUGAGGCGUGUGUAUUUUAAUACACUUCUUUAAUCUAAAAGUAUUAUCUUGGAUGGUCAGAAAGGGUGCACUGAUUUCUAUAUAGUUUUAUAUAAGAACUAAAACAGUCACUUCAUUAUAGUGAUGAACAAUGUUCCUUAAAAGUGUCCCGUGUAAAAGCAGAUCCGGAAUUUGUACUUUCCGUCCAUGGCUUGGUAUAUUUGAACCAAAGGAAAUGACUGAUUACUGUAUUAAAAUGGGCUACGUUUAACAGAUGGCGAUGCAUUUAAAGUGUUCUGCAACUGAAUGUAUUUGAGUGUUAUGUAGGUCAUAUUCAUGUGGGAGAUUAUUUUGCUUCUGAAGUUACUGAAAACUUCAAGAGAAAUUGAGUGAUUUUGAUGUAGUGUUUUUUCCUUUAGUUAAUUUUGAAGCAUUGUCCAUGGUAUUAUAGUCAUUUUAAAACCUGAUAUUUGCUAAAUACUGUUUGAAAUGUUUAUCAUAUCAUGCUCCCUUUAAAAUCUAGUAUGCAAUAAGAAGUAUGCAUUAUUUUUCAGUUCAGGUUCAUUUAAAACAGCUGUCACUUUAAUUAGGAGUAAUACAUUUAUAACUGGCUACAUUCAGUGUGUCAUUUAUUUUUUCUGUUGAAAUACAUUAAA
Molecule: messenger RNA, 5068 nt
Organism: Xyrauchen texanus (razorback sucker)
Lineage: Eukaryota; Metazoa; Chordata; Actinopteri; Cypriniformes; Catostomidae
Gene: hmox2b
Product: heme oxygenase 2b
Exons: 7
Coding region: 342-1295 (317 amino acids)
Biological process (GO): heme catabolic process; response to oxidative stress; heme oxidation
Molecular function (GO): heme binding; heme oxygenase (decyclizing) activity
Source: RefSeq, a predicted model, not a curated record